UUCUUUUUCUUUUUUUUCUUUUUUCUUUUUUUGUUUUUUCUUUUCUUUCUAUCUUCUUUUUAUAUACUAACAACAUUUUAUACCUCAAAUAAUGACCAAUGUACAAUUGAUUCAUCACCAAGAAACAGUCAAGGUACCACUAGAUAAAUCAACCUCUGUGUCUCUUUUAGAUUUCAUCCAAAGGAAUUGUCCUCACUUAUAUGGUCCUGAAGCUACUUAUCACCCAACACCUUAUCUCUUCAAUGGUCACUUACAAACGGCAUAUGCUGCUUAUUACAAAGGUACACUUAGUAUGGAUGAUAUCAAAUAUGAACGAGACUAUCUUCCUAUGAGUGAUGGUGGUCAGAUCGCUUUGGAUUGGUUCCCUGCUUUACCUAAAACAAAUGAUCAACCUCUUUUGGUGGAUACACCUACAUUGGUUUGUUUACAUGGUCUUACUGGAGGAAGUCAUGAAUCUUAUAUUCGAGGUUUAUUAGAAGUGGUUACAGCUGCUCCCUUCAAUUAUCAAAGCGUAGUGAUUAACAAUCGUGGUUGUGGCAAAAGUGAAUUGAAAACUCCUCAUUUAUUUUGUGGUGCGUAUACUGAAGAUAUACGGGUGGCAAUGAAACGAAUUCGAUCACAAUUGAAACCUGGCACUCCUAUGAUAGCUAUUGGCUUUUCUUUAGGUGCAAAUAUUUUAGUCAAGUAUCUUGGUGAAGAAGGUGAUAAGGUUCCUUUGACAGCUGCUAUUUCAGUUGCUAAUCCUUUUGAUUUUGUCAAUUCCGGUGAUCUUUUGGAUAAAACUGCUUUUAGUCGACGUGUAUACUCAGGAAGCAUGGCUGGCAAUUUACAAAGACUUGUUAGAUUACAUGAAACUGUUUUGGAGAAACAUGACAAAUACGACAGGGAAAAGGUGAUGAAUGCAACUACUUUACGGGAAUUUGAUGAACAUUUCACCAGCAAAUUCUUUGGUUAUUCUUCAGCAAGUGCUUACUAUCAUGAUGCCAGCUCUUAUCGAAAAAUUGAAAAUGUGCAGAUCCCACUAUUAUGUCUCAAUGCUCUGGAUGACCCAAUUGCUAAUGGUGCAUGCUUACCCAUCGAACAAGUGAAAGCUAAUCCAAAUGUUAUUCUUGCUGUCACCGCUCAAGGAGGUCAUAUUGGAUGGUUCGAACAUAUCAGACAACCUUCACGCUGGAUGAAUAAACCUUUGGCUGAAUUCAUCACUGCUAUGUUCCAAGUUCAUGAUCAACGAUCCUCACAUCAUAUCGAUCCCGCUGAUGUAGCUACGGAGGUGGAAGCCAUUGAACACGAAAAAGGAUUAGCUUAAUAUAGGAAUCAUUUAUUUACUUAGUCAUAGAAUAGAAAUUAGCAUAGUAGAAC
Halteromyces radiatus is the source of this 1359-nucleotide messenger RNA. RefSeq names its product Alpha/Beta hydrolase protein. The coding region runs from base 92 to 1306 and encodes 404 amino acids. The transcript is spliced from 5 exons. Gene Ontology annotation, molecular function: monoacylglycerol lipase activity; acetylesterase activity. Lineage: Eukaryota; Fungi; Mucoromycota; Mucoromycetes; Mucorales; Cunninghamellaceae. Gene Ontology annotation, biological process: medium-chain fatty acid catabolic process; medium-chain fatty acid biosynthetic process. The record is from RefSeq and is a predicted model, not a curated record.